Molecule: messenger RNA, 2067 nt
Organism: Scomber japonicus (chub mackerel)
Lineage: Eukaryota; Metazoa; Chordata; Actinopteri; Scombriformes; Scombridae
Gene: ccnb1
Product: cyclin B1
Exons: 9
Coding region: 44-1252 (402 amino acids)
Biological process (GO): mitotic metaphase chromosome alignment; mitotic cell cycle phase transition; regulation of cyclin-dependent protein serine/threonine kinase activity
Cellular component (GO): cyclin B1-CDK1 complex; nucleus; cytoplasm
Molecular function (GO): cyclin-dependent protein serine/threonine kinase regulator activity
Source: RefSeq, a predicted model, not a curated record
AGUACAGUCACCGUGUCUUUGUUGGUACAGCACACAUUUCGAAAUGGCUCUCCGAGUAACCAGAAACCGCUUGGCUUCUACCAGGUCUGACCUCGGUGGAAAGGCCUGUACUGUGAACGGGCCCACACUGAAGCCCCGAGCGGCCCUGGGCGAAAUCGGAAACAUUGCAAUCAACAAAGAACCACUGAAAAAGAAUAUCAAGACAGAGGCAGUUAAAAAGCCCAAAGUCACCACCAAGGCUGAAAAGGUUGUGGUUGAGAAACCAAAACCAGAAAAUGUUGUUCCCGUUAAACCUGAGCCAGUGGAGCAGGUUCCCCCUGAACCGGCAUCUCCCACUCCAAUGGAGACUUCAGGCUGUGAGCCUGCCGACUUAUGUCAAGCAUUUUCCGACGUCAUUCUUCACACUGCCAUCAGGGAUGUGGACGCAGAUGACUAUGACAACCCUAUGCUCUGCAGUGAAUAUGUGAAGGACAUCUACAAGUACCUCCGACAGCUUGAGGUGGAACAGGACAUCAAACCUGCUUAUCUGCAGGGUCAGGAAGUGACUGGUAACAUGCGGGCCAUUCUCAUUGACUGGCUAGUGCAAGUGAAUCUGAAGUUUCGUCUGCUGCAGGAGACGAUGUACAUGACGGUGGGAAUAAUCGACCGCUUUCUUCAGGACCACCCAGUCCCCAAGAAGCAGCUGCAGCUUGUCGGUGUGACCGCCAUGUUCCUUGCAUCCAAAUAUGAGGAGAUGUAUCCACCAGAGAUUUCAGACUUUGCCUAUGUGACAGACAAGGCCUACACCACUGCCCAGAUCAGAGACAUGGAGAUGACAAUCCUGCGGGUGCUCAAGUUCCAACUGGGCCGGCCUCUCCCCCUCCAGUUCCUCAGGAGGGCCUCAAAGAUUUAUGAGGUGACUGCAGAUCAGCACACCCUGGCAAAAUACCUCCUGGAGCUCACCAUGGUCGACUAUGAAAUGGUUCAUUUCCCACCUUCCAUGGUGGCGAGUGCUGCUCUGGCUCUUACCCUGAAGAUCUUGGAUGCUGGAGACUGGGAUGUGACACUGCAGCACUACAUGGACUACACAGCAGAGAGUUUGAUUCCUGUGAUGGCACACAUUGCCAAGAAUGUUGUGAAGGUGAACGAAGGACAGACCAAGCACAUGGCUAUCAAAGGCAAAUACUCCACUUCAAAGCAGAUGAGGAUUGCCACAAUCUCACAGCUCAAAUCUUCAGUGGUGAAGGAUCUUGCAAAGCAGCUCACUCAGUGAGAUGACCAUGUUUGGCACAAUGUGCUGACUUGUACAGUUGAACUUUUUAAGAUUGCGCCGAUCCCAAGGAUGACUCAGCGGUUUGCAUUUUUUUUACAGGUUGUCUCUAACUGGCCCUUUUCAAAGCAUGCUACAAGUUUUUCACUUUUGAUCUAUGAUAGGGUUCCAACAAAUUUUAAUGAUAUUCCACCACUUAAUAGAAUCUGUCAGUUUCUCAGACCAAAAAUGACCCCUUACAUGUCUUAUCACCACACAAAUUUAGUCUGUCAAGACAAACAAAAUGCUCACUUUCUGAGGAACUGGCAUCAGAACUUCUACACUUAAACAACUGAUUUAUCAUAGUUGGCAAUUUUCUAUCGACUAAUCACUGCAGCCCUUACCUAAUUAAUGGACCUCAACAGCUAGUUCAGUGUCUUGGGAGAAAACAAAAUGGCAGACUAAGCAUGAGAUUUCAUUUGGAUACCACUAACUACUGUCAUGCAACCCAUAGCACUCUUCACCAGGGAUGUUUACAAUGUGAUAAUGCACUACUUACUGUUAGCUGACUUGGCACAUUGAACACAAUAUUUUUCAACACUCAGAUGAUGCUACAGAUGGUACCAUGAGUCUCAUGGCUUAACUGACAUUUCAAAUGUAAGCUUUGUAGCAUUGCUUUUAAAAUGGGUCAGCCAUGUUAAGGGUCCAGUGGAUAAUGGGACCAUUUUUAAAUGGGAUUUUCUUAAUGUGUGUGGCAGUGAAUGUGUGAAAUGUACAGCAAUACUUUUUAAAUGAUUUUACUUCCUAUGUUCCUAAAGCCUUUAUUAAAUGGUUUUGAC